Messenger RNA from Dovyalis caffra, 2349 nucleotides. The record is from the annotation of a GenBank genome assembly. NCBI's taxonomy places the organism in Eukaryota, Viridiplantae, Streptophyta, Magnoliopsida, Malpighiales, Salicaceae.
AUGGCACAAAAUAACAAGGGAGUUUUGGUCCCCAUUAUUAUUGACCCCCAAGCUUUCCUUGCAUGCCCAAGCAAGGACCCACCUCAUCUCUGGGCUCUUGCAUGCCAUGCCAUGCCACCAGUUGGCCACCCACCAGCCGAAAAUAGAAAAACAUUUUCGAGACAGAGAAAAGACAAGAGGCUGAUCAAGCAAGUUCAAUCCCGGAUUAACCUGUUGAAGACCAAGAGGCUUUCAAUUGUUAAACAGUUGAGGGAAGAUGUUGCUCAGCUCAUCAAGGCUGGCUAUGACGAUAUUGCUCUUACUAGGUCUCCUGAAGUUUCUGAUUGCAUGUCAUUGAACUUUGAUGGAAUAGAAGGUACUGUUAGCAUGGGAAUUUCCCCUAUUGCUUUGAUGGCUGAGCAGCUUUUUAAAGAUGAAAACACUGUGUCGAUUUACGAAUUAUUGCAUAGUUUCUGCGAAUUCAUCCUGAACAACCUGUCAUAUAUCCGCUGGCACAAGGAUUGUCCUAAUGAUGUCAAUGAAGCAGUUUCAACUCUUAUAUUUGCCUCUGCAAGAUGUGGAGAAAUACCAGAGCUUCGUGCUGUCCGAAAGCUCUUCGGACAGUAUUAUGGCCAAAGAUUUGAAAAGACAGCUCUUGAACUAUUGCCUGGGAACCUUGUUAACACUCAGGUAAAAGAGAAACUCUUCAUUAUAUCAGUUCCUCAUUAUGUGAAGCAAAGGUUGGUGGACGAGAUUGCUAAAGAUUACUGCCUCCGACCGGAAAUUUUGGCAAUUCAAUAUGCUUCAGAGCAGCAGCAGGAGGUGAAUUUCGAUACUUCUGUCAGUAUGUCUAAACUGAUUUGCUCUAUUCUUAUGAGAAAUAUUGAAGAUCUUUGUUCCAUGCAACCACAGGAAGAGGAACAUAGAGAAGAACAUCAGGUGCUAGAUAAAGAUGCUCAAAAUUAUGGUCGCAAAAUAGAAGAAUCUCAUAAGGAAGUUUUAAAUGAAAAUGAUCUAGAAGGGAAAGCUAUACACAUUGAUUCAAUGUCGACAAGCCGAAGUUCACCAACAUCAACUCCCUCUCGUCAGAAUAGUCAUACAACUAGUAGUUCUGUGAAAUCUUCUAUAGCUCAGCUAUCUUCACCGGAUACGCUGGAAUCUCCAACGCAGAACGAAGCAGAGAAAGAGGACAAUUUUGCUGGACAAGAUUCACUAUCAAACUUUGAAGUGGUUUCCCCAGGAGCUGAAGAAAGUCAGGUGGCUAGCAGCAUUUACACUACCUCCCGAAAACACAAGGAAGAGAGAAAGAUUGCAGCAUCUUCCUCAGAGAGUCUGCCUCAGUUUCCAGAGGAGAUGAUAGUCUAUCUUGAUGAUGUAGAGGAGGUUCAAUCCAUUACAAAGGAAGGUAGCUGCCUGGAUCAGAGAAUUUUCAAGUUCAAAUCAUCUCCUCCUCAAUCCAUUACAAAAGAAGGUAGCUGCCAGGAUCAGAGAAUUUUCAAGUUCAAACCAUCUCCGUUCCUGCCGAAAAAGGUAAAAGUUGAAGACGGUGAUGUAAAACAUAUGGAUCAGUAUGAAUCACGGAGUGAGAAGUCAAAUUCAAGUAGCUCAAGAAAUAGAGAGGAUGCAACUGUUAAAAGAUCAAGGAGGAGAUCGAUAUCUCGAGAACAUUCAAGUGGUAAGGAUAUCGAAUGUGUGCUUUAUUACGACAAACCAUGCAAGAGACACACAACUGAUCACAAGCAUGGAUCAAAUCUUCCCGGUAAGCAUCACAAGAAGACUGCUAAAGGAAAAGGUGAAGAAACAUGUGAAGCAGAGAAGAUGCAAAAACAACCUCACUGCUCCAGCCACUGCUGCUUGAACCAUCGAUCUUACUUCUGCACCAAUGAUGGCAGAGUUGCUCAUGAGCAUCCACCUUGGAACCAGAAGAGAUUCCUCACUGUUAUUCACCAUUGCCACUGUCCUACAAUUGGAGAAUCAGAUACAGAAAUGGAACGGUAUGACUUCCCGCAGCUGCGGCGGAGAAAAAGCUGUGAAUUUGGUGCUUCUGCGCGUGAUUUUUUUACUAGCCCAGAUUGGCAGCCUGAGCAGCAAAGAAAACGAAAUUCUACAUGCAGCAACGUCUCUUCUAUGGAUCCAUGCGCAGAGGAAAACACUCCUUUGACAAGAAAAGAAACAAGGCCCCCUUAUCUAAGAGCCAUGACAAUGCCCCAAGAAAGGUCCAAGUACAGUAACAGAGAAAAUGUUGAGCGGUGCAGUACGUUUCCCAUUGAAUCUCCCCCUCAUGUCCACCCUAAGCUACCAGAUUGUGAUGACAUAGCUGCCAAGUUCAUGGCUCUCAAGAGAGAACAUGCAAAGAACAGACACGGUUAG